AUGCUGGGCCUGGACGCGUGCGAGCUGGGGGCGCAGCUGCUGGAACUGCUCCGGCUGGCGCUGUGCGCCCGAGUCCUCCUGACCGACAAAGAGGGGGGGCAGCUGCCACCGGAAGAGGCGCUGGAUGAGGCCGUGCCCGAGUACCGGGCCCCGGGGAAGAAGAGCCUCUUGGAGAUCCAGCAACUGGAUCCAGAUGACGAGAGCCUGGUCAAGUACAAGCGGGCCCUGCUGGGGCCUGUGCCACACGCCAUGGAUCCAAGCCUGCCCAACGUUCAGGUGACCAGGCUGACACUGAUAUCUGAGCAGGCCCCGGGGCCCAUCGUCAUGGACCUCACAGGGGAGUUGGCUGCGCUGAAAAACCAGGUGUUUGUCCUGAAGGAGGGUGUUGAUUACAAAGUGAAGAUUACCUUCAAGGUCAACAAGGAGAUCGUCAGUGGACUGAAGUGUCUGCAUCACACCUACCGCCACGGCCUGCGAGUGGACAAAGCCGUCUACAUGGUGGGCAGUUACGGCCCGAGCGCCCAGGAGUAUGAGUUCAUGACUCCGGUGGAGGAGGCGCCCCGAGGCGCGCUGGUGCGGGGUGCCUACGUGGUCACGUCCUUCUUCACUGAUGACGACAGGACCGCCCAUAUGUCCUGGGAGUGGGGCCUCCACGUCUGCCAGGACUGGGAGCGCUGA
Budorcas taxicolor (takin) is the source of this 678-nucleotide messenger RNA. It is a transcript of the gene ARHGDIG, whose product is annotated as Rho GDP dissociation inhibitor gamma. Lineage: Eukaryota; Metazoa; Chordata; Mammalia; Artiodactyla; Bovidae. Gene Ontology annotation, molecular function: Rho GDP-dissociation inhibitor activity; protein binding. Bases 1 to 678 code for a protein of 225 amino acids. Gene Ontology annotation, cellular component: cytoplasm; membrane; cytosol. The record is from RefSeq and is a predicted model, not a curated record. Gene Ontology annotation, biological process: Rho protein signal transduction. The transcript is spliced from 6 exons.